GAGGGAACAGACAUGAAGUGGUCUUUGGUGGUCGUCCUGCUGUCGCUGUUGACGGUAGCCAACUGCAACCCAUUUAUCAUCGCUUCUGCGAUAGGAAACGUGAUCGGGGCCAUAAUCAAGAUUAUCGAGCACUCAGAGCAGAGAUCUGUCAUCGUCGAGAAUCACGGACGUCACCAUGCCCACCUGUGGUGCGCCUCUAAAGACGACAGAAUCGGUGGCGCCGAUGGUAUUUGGGUAGCACCGGGAGCGUCUUUGGGAUGGACUUUCCACAGAAAGUCGGGCACCCAGUUCUGGUGCACAAUGGACUGGUGGGGUCAACGCGUCGGCUGGGACGUCUAUGUUCACAAUUGGAACGAUGCACCGAAGAUCACCAAAUGGCACAUUCGUGACGACGGCGUCUACGAUGAAUGGCGCGGACGCAAAUGGCGAGACCUGAACUCGUAACUUCUCAGCUCAUUGAUAUUACCGGCGCAAUCCGAUCCAGACGAAGCGGAAUGCAAGGGGUCUCUGAUACGCCGUUCCUUGGGACACUGCCGCCUGAGAGUCGGACAGUGGGAUCUUAGCUUAUCCUGUCUCAGAGAGACCAUUUUUACAUCCGUCCACAAUAAGCAUGAUUUGGAUCGAAAAGCGAUGGGACACUUCUGACACAUUCCUUGUGAAAGGCGGUGCCGAAAAGUUGAUAUGAGCCCAUUUAAGAAUAAAUAAUCG
Molecule: messenger RNA, 708 nt
Organism: Galendromus occidentalis (western predatory mite)
Lineage: Eukaryota; Metazoa; Arthropoda; Arachnida; Mesostigmata; Phytoseiidae
Exons: 2
Coding region: 13-444 (143 amino acids)
Source: RefSeq, a predicted model, not a curated record